Messenger RNA from Darwinula stevensoni, 1368 nucleotides. The record is from the annotation of a GenBank genome assembly. NCBI's taxonomy places the organism in Eukaryota, Metazoa, Arthropoda, Ostracoda, Podocopida, Darwinulidae.
UUUGAAGGUGUCCAUAAUGUAGGCUUGCAUUCCAUAAUUUUUCUACAUCUCAGAAAUCAUGAUAAUGCCGUCCACCAACUUAGUUGGCUUUUAAUUUGAAUCAGCAUGCUGUGCAGCAUUUGCCAAACUAAGGAACUCAGUGCUCCUCUGGUCUCAAAUGUCACCUGCAGCACCCCUAAUCAGUCUCAAUGUGUGAGUGUCACUGUGAAGGACAUACUCCAUCAGCAUGGAUCACUUGAUGACUCUGUCACAGCAAUUGAGAGCAGAUCCUGUGCAGAAUGUGUGGUACUCCUGCAGAAGAUCCAUGAGACUUUCCUCCUACUCUGCUACCUGAAAAAGCAACUGUGGGAGAAAAUAAAAGCUGGCAUGCUUGUUGACCCCAUAGUGCCUCAACAGCCUCCACAAUCAGUGGCUGACCAAGAGGCACAAAAUGAAAUGCCACUUCAGUCAAGCACUGAGGAAAAUGAGGACUUGGAUGUGCUGAAGGCAGUAGGGAAGGCCUUGUGUCAUGGUGGUAACUUUCAGAUCCAAUGUCCCCGACCCGAAUGCCUCAAGCUCAUCUGUUCGGGACGAAAAAGCACCCUACGCAAGAACAUCCUGUCCCACCUGCGAACCCACUCAGAUUCUGCAUUUGUAUGCGAUCGAUGUGGCAGCAGGUCUCGGACCCGGGAUGGGCUGGAGCAUCAUGUCAACAAGGUGCAUCUGCAGAUACAGCCAUACGAAUGUGAUGCUGGCUGCUGCUCCCAGACGUUCCAUUCGCGAAAGGAGCAGGCUGAUCAUCGCAGAAAGAGAGUGUGUCCCUUGUGCCAGCUCCCCUGUCGUUCCCCUCAUGCCUUGAAGGUGCAUAUGCGGAGCCACACAGAUGAACGGCCAUAUGAGUGCAAAACAUGCAGCCAGUCAUUCAAGAGAGUCAAUGACCUCAACCGCCACACAGAAACUCAUGCAGAGGGGAAGGUAGAGUGUGGAGAAUGUGGGAAGUUGUGUCGGGAUCUCCGUGCCCACAGGAAGGUCCAUUCCAAGACACAUGUUUGUCGAGUGUGUUCCAAGGCCUUCCCCAGCCAGGCGAAGCUUCUCACUCACAUGGGGCAGCAUGGUCGAGACCUGAAACAGUUCAUGUGUGAAGUUUGUGGAGUGAAGUUUGCUGCUGUGGAGUACUUGAAGAUUCACCUGGAACAGCACAGUGGCUGGCAAGGACUUCCCUGUCCUCAUUGCACCUAUCGGACAUUCUAUCGGUCCAAUCUCAAGAAACAUGUGAGGCAGAAGCAUCGCGACAAGUGACAGGACUUUGUGAGUCUCUGCAUGUGUGUUGAGAGAAGAGAAUAUGCUUGAAAAUUGGAUCUUUGAGCAAUACAAUGCACAUUUUUAUGA